Molecule: messenger RNA, 862 nt
Organism: Bolinopsis microptera
Lineage: Eukaryota; Metazoa; Ctenophora; Tentaculata; Lobata; Bolinopsidae
Product: anamorsin homolog
Exons: 1
Coding region: 6-707 (233 amino acids)
Biological process (GO): iron-sulfur cluster assembly
Cellular component (GO): cytoplasm
Molecular function (GO): iron-sulfur cluster binding
Source: RefSeq, a predicted model, not a curated record
AGAUCAUGGAAGCCUUGAAGCCGCAUCUUGACCCCAACUCCACAGUACUUGUGAUAAGACCCGCAGAUGUAACUGUAGACAGUCUACAGCAUGCUAUGUCCUCCCUCGAGGGAAUUUCAGUAUCAUUCGAACUUUUGGAGAGAUUGGCCGCAUCAGAUACACUGUAUAAUGUUGUUGUUCUGGGAUUGUUUCGGGCAGAGAAAGAUGUAGACUAUGAGUUGAUCCAGAAAUCCAUGAAACCUAGCGGAGUAAUUGCUAUUUUCAAUGGUGAUAAUUCUUCUUUAUCCUUAGACUUGUUGAUUAAUGGAUUCAGUGACUCGCAGCAAAUUUCUCAGACACUUACAAUCGCUAAAUCACCAGCGUCUGCCUUUGGGACAUCCACAGCAAUAAAAUCAGCCCCAAAAGUGUGGAAGUUAGACACUGAAGACGAUCUGGACGACCUCAUAGAUCCGGACGAUUUGUUAACUGAAGAAGACAAAGUUGCACCCAACAAAACCACCUACAAAUGUGGGCCUAAAAGCGAUAAGAAGAAAGCGUGUAAGAACUGUAGUUGUGGUUUUGCGGAGGAACUGUCGGGGGCUCCUGCUCCAGAGUUCAAGUCAGCGUGUGGCAGUUGUUAUUUGGGAGAUGCGUUCAGGUGCGCCAGUUGUCCCUUCCUUGGUCAGCCCGCCUUUAAGCCUGGUGGUGAUGUUAAACUAGCACUGUGAACACUACCCGGUAUCCCGCCCUCACAGAUACGCUGCAAGUCACUGUAAUCAAGCUCUUUCAUUUAUCUUAACUAUUUAUCUGAAGUUUCUCUGGUUUAACAUCGAUGGAGAUUGUAGUGUUGAUAAAAGAUAUGGAUGAAUUUUCAUUACAUUAU